AUGCUCUCCAGUCUUCUUCUUAUUGCGGCUGCAGCUGUGGGCUCUGCCAGCGCGCAGAGCUUAAAAGUUGUGAACCAGUGUCCUGAAACAGUCUUCUUGUUCACCCAAACGAGCUUUGGAAGCAUCGCGAACAACGUCCAGGUCGCUGCCGGCGCUACUCAAGACAUGGCUAUCUCCACCGACUGGGACGGUGCCAUCAACGUCGGCUCCGGAUGUAACUCUGAUGGGACCGUCUGCACCACUGGUGGUCCAACUUGGAACGGCGCAACUCCCUUCUCGCGCGCUGAGUUCAACUUCUGGGCAAUUCCUGGCGAAGUUACGUACGACAUCAGCUUGAUCUACGGUUACAAUGUCGGCAUGGAAAUCUCAACCGGCGAUUCGACCUGUGCCGCCUUUGCGUGUGACAUUUCCUCUGGCUGUCCUGUGCCUGGACCCGCUGGACCCGCGGAAACGACGUGCUACAGUCCUUGCUGCUCCUCUGCCGCAGAUUGUGCCGGAGGUGCUCUUCCUGCUGGUGGUGGAGGUUGCGUGGACAAUGCUGGACCUGGACCUGAAUCGGAGUUCUACUACACUACGUGCCUCAACGCCUACGCUUUCCCCGACAACGACGGCGCCGCAUCCUAUACCCCGAAGGAUUUUGUUGACGAGACCUGUAGCAAUACCGACGUUACCCUGACACUCUGCGCUGGCACAACAACUUCUUUCCCUCUUCCUUAACGAUGCAUAUGCAUGACGAUGAUCUCGAUAGCACGACCUCCAUUUUAUGCAUCCAUUCUAUCCGGGCUCAUAUGUCUUCUAGGUUGUACCAGGUGACGUUUACGUGGUGAAUAC
This is a messenger RNA of Stereum hirsutum FP-91666 SS1, 831 nucleotides long. Its product is annotated as Osmotin thaumatin-like protein. The transcript has 6 exons. Bases 1 to 717 code for a protein of 238 amino acids. The record is from RefSeq and is a predicted model, not a curated record. NCBI's taxonomy places the organism in Eukaryota, Fungi, Basidiomycota, Agaricomycetes, Russulales, Stereaceae.